Messenger RNA from Condylura cristata (star-nosed mole), 2338 nucleotides. RefSeq names its product Mdm1 nuclear protein homolog (mouse) (gene SAXO6). Lineage: Eukaryota; Metazoa; Chordata; Mammalia; Eulipotyphla; Talpidae. The record is from RefSeq and is a predicted model, not a curated record. Gene Ontology annotation, biological process: negative regulation of centriole replication. Gene Ontology annotation, molecular function: microtubule binding. The coding region runs from base 59 to 2218 and encodes 719 amino acids. The transcript has 15 exons.
CUCGGGGCUUUUUGUCCCGUUAACUGUCGGAGUGGCGGGGGCUCCAGCGCCGGGCGACAUGCCGGUGCGCUUCAAGGGAUUGAGUGAAUACCAGAGAAACUUUCUGUGGAAAAAGUCGUAUUUGUCAGAGUCCUGUAAUCCCUCAGUGGGGCAAAGGUAUCCUUGGGCUGGACUUAGAUCAGAUCAAUUAGGAAUCACAAGAGAACCAAGUUUUAUUUCAAAAAGAAGAGUUCCUUACCAUGACCCAGAGAUUUCAAAAUCUCUUAAGUGGAAUGGACCUAUCUCAGAGAAUGAUGUUAUAUCACAAGCCCCAGAAACACCAGAAUCACAAGAAGCAGAACAAAAAGAUGAUGUUAACCAAGAAAGAGUCCUUGCACUAGAAGCCCCCAGGGUUCCCAAGAGAACCAGACCUCACUCUGCAGACUCCAGUGCUGAUGGGGCUACAGCUGUUGUGGAGAAUAAUGAGGAUGUAACAGCAAACCAUACGCCAGUUAAUGAAAAUGUGGAACUGGAACAUUGUACCAAGCUUCUUCCAGCAAAUACAGAUAAUGGGUUGGAUAGAGUUCUUCAGAGGAAAGCUGGAUUAAAUGUUGUUCCUUCACAUAAUGUCUUGAGAAAUUCUGAAUAUCAAAGAGAGUUUGUUUGGAAGACUCCUAAAGGAACUGCUCCAGUUUUUGCAGCCAAUCAGGUUUUCCACAAUAAAAGCAAAUUCAUUCCACAAUUCAAAGGUAAUUCAGUCAUCCAUGAAACUGAAUACAAAAGAAAUUUCAAGGGUUUAUCUCCAGUGAAAGAACCAAAAUUAAGAAAUGAUUUGAAAGAGAACGGAAACCUGGAAACAGUAUCUCCUGAAAACAAGUGUAAUAAAACAGAUGAUUCUUUAAAAUUAGAAGCAGAGAUGGAAUUAAAAGACUCAAACCAGCCUAAAAAAAAGCUUACUCCUUGGAGACAUCAAAGACUUGGGAAGGUGAAUUCUGAAUAUCGAGCAAAGUUUCUGAGUCCAGCCCAGUAUUUAUAUAAAGCUGGGGCUUGGACACGUGUGAAGGAAAACAUACCAAAUCAGGAUUCUGUAAAUGCUGUGUGGUAUGCGGAGGUUAAAGAGCUCCGAGAGAAGGCUGAGUUUUAUAGGAAACGCGUUCAGGGAACGCAUUUUUCUCGAGACCACCUGAAUCAGAUUUUGUCUGAUAAAAACCGCUGUUGGGAUGUCUCCUCAACCACAAGCUCAGAAGGAACCAUUAGUAGCAACAUUAGAGCACUAGAUCUUGCUGGAGACCCUACAACCCAUAAGACUUUGCAGAAAGGCCCUUAUACAAAACUAGAAGAAAAAAGUCCUGUCUUGGAAGAACAGCCCCAGAAAAAUACCAUGGAGAAGUUGGGUGUGACAGAUAUGCCCACCUUACCUGUGAGAAGGCGUCUGGCUUGGGAUGCAGAAAACAGCAGUGAAGUCAAUGAAGAUGUACAGAAACAGCCCAGAGAAGAGGAGCAAGAGGAGAAAAAGGAUGAGCAGGUUUCUAUAGGAGAACCAGAGAGGUUGGAAGUAUCUGAAAACUCUCCAGCAGACAAGAUAAAAGAAGAGUCAGAAUCUUCUGUAUCUUCAGGAAAAGGAGGUAGGCUUCCUACUCCUAAGCUGAGAGAACUUGGUGGAAUCCAAAGGACGCAUCAUGAUCUUACCACUCCAGCUGUUGGUGGUGCUGUUUUAGUGUCUCCAUCUAAAGUGAAGCCUCCAGUCCCAGAACACAGGAAAACAGUGGCCUCUCAGGACUGCUUAGAAACUCCAAAGAAUGAUUUUAGGAAGAAAGAUAGUCGUAUUAUGUCUCUCCUGACUUCUCCAACUGCUGGUAUAAAGACAGUUGAUCCCCUGCCUUUGAGGGAAGAUUCUGAAACCAAUAUCCCCAAAUUUGCUGAUGUACCUCUUCCAGUUUCAAAAACUUUACAAUAUCCAGCAAACACACCCCAGCAGUCUCCUCCUCCACCGUAUACUUCAUUCCACUGGAAUCCCACCCGUCGAAUUCAGGGCUCUCUGAGGAAUCCAGAAUUUCAGCAUAAUGUGGGAAAAGCAAGGACGAACAAUUUCCAGUUACCUCAGCAUGAAGCCUUUAAUGAUGAAGAUGAGGACCGAUUAUCUGAAAUUUCUGCACGUUCUGCAGCUUCUAGCCUUCGGGCUUUUCAAACUCUGGCUCGAGCUCAGAAAAGGAAGGAAAAUUUCUGGGGCAAAACAUAAUUAAACAUCUAGCUAGUUGAGUUGCAUUUAUCUAUGGAAAGCAUAGUUUUUCUUUAUUGCUUUCCUAUGGUGAGGCUUUUCAUGUGCUAGGUUUUAUCCCCUAACAUUUCUUACUUUAAA